Molecule: messenger RNA, 3527 nt
Organism: Amyelois transitella
Lineage: Eukaryota; Metazoa; Arthropoda; Insecta; Lepidoptera; Pyralidae
Gene: Nt5c
Product: 5'-nucleotidase domain-containing protein 3
Exons: 9
Coding region: 215-1768 (517 amino acids)
Molecular function (GO): 5'-nucleotidase activity
Source: RefSeq, a predicted model, not a curated record
GUGUACAGUUAGACACUAGACAGUCAAUUCAAUUUGGACAAUCAGUCAUGUGUUCAGUACGUGAAUUUAGAAUUAUGUUUUGAAUUAUGCAACGAUAUUUUCUUGUCUACAACACCGGAUUAAUUAAAUAUCGUAAAGUUCAGGUCUUGCAUCAGAAAAUUCAAAUUAAGUCAUCCUAACCUUUUUACAAAAUUGUUUUUUAAACCCAUUAAAUAUGAGUCUUUUCACUUCAUUUGUUGGUGGUGUUAGAAGAUUAAAUCGUGUUUCUUUAGUUAAAUCAGAAAAAUGUAUAUUAUUGAGACGAGAAUAUUCCACACGGGAGUUGCUGAAAGAAGCAUAUUGUCGCACGAAGUUAAAAUGCAGAUCCAAGAAAUUGCCCCAAGAUGUAAAUCCAAAAGGUGUUUUCGCCUGUAAUGAACUGGACUUGUCAGAAGUUAAAGUAUAUGGGUUUGAUUAUGAUUACACCCUUGCCCAUUACAAACCUACCCUGGAACAUUUACUAUACAAUCUGGGUAGAGAAAUCUUAUUGGAAAAAUACAAUUAUCCACCAGAAAUAUUGGACUUGGAGUACCGACCUAACUUUGCAGUGAGAGGUCUUCACUAUGACAUUGAAAAGGGCUUGCUGUUGAAACUGGACUCUUUCUUACAAAUACAGUUUGGUGCAGUAUAUAGAGGCCUAACACCUGUGUCAACUGAAGAAGUGCUCCAAAUGUACAAGAAUAGAAUAAUACCAAUAGCAUAUGUUGAGGGAGAUAUGAGAGCACACAAAGCCAAUAGAGCAAAGAUGGUUCAUUUAGCAGAUUUAUUCUCUGUGCCAGAAAUGGGAUUAUUGUGCAAUGUAGCUGAGUAUUUUAUCAAAAACCACAUUGAUUAUCAUCCGGAAAUUCUAUUUUUGGAUGUUAAGAACUCAGUACAAAGUUGCCACCCACUGAUGCAUAAGAUAGUGGCACAAAAUGUCGAAGAAUACAUUAGGCCCAAUCCAGACUUGAGAAAAUACUUUCAAAUGCUCCAAAGUAGUGAGAAAAAGUUGUUCCUAGUCACCAAUAGCCCCUUCCAUUUUGUAAAUGCCGGUAUGGAGAUGUUAGUGGGCCACGAUUGGCGCGAUUUCUUCGACGUGGUCAUAGUAAAUGCAAACAAGCCCAAGUUUUUUACGGAAGUAUCAAGGCCAAUUCGAGUUUUUGAUAAGAACGCCAAUACUCACAUAUGGGAAAAGGUCACGUCGCUCGAUAAAGGCAUUAUUUAUUACGAGGGUACGGUGAAACAGUUACAAGACCUGACCGGCUGGAGCGGCCACCAAGUGCUGUACUUCGGCGACCACCCCUACAGCGACCUCGCUGACGUCACGCUCGAGCACGGCUGGCGGACGGGGGCUAUCAUUAAUGAGUUGACGCACGAGAUCAACACGCUUAACACGCGCUCAUUCAAAGAAAACGCCAAUUGGCUACAGAUGCUCACUCAGUUGAUUGAGGACCACCAGGACUAUAAGGAACCUGAGGCGAUUCAGGUUUUAGAAGAAUGGAUGGCGGAGAGAGACUAUCUCAGGAGUUAUUAUAUCGCUUCCAGGAACGACAUCAAGGCAGUGUUUAACCCACAGUUCGGUAGCGUAUUCCGGACGUACCACAACCCGACAUACUUCUCACGGCGACUAUUCAGAUUUGCUGAUAUUUAUACCUCAAAUAUCACUAAUUUACUCAAUUACUCAUUAACUCACACGUUCUAUCCCAGACGUGGCGUUAUGCCACACGAAUAUGGCUCAUAUUUCGUAUAGUUUUAAGAUUAAUUGUUUAAAGUAAAAACUUUAAAAGUAGAUUAAGAUCAAUUGUGUUUCGUUGUAUAAAGACUGGAAAGGAGUUAUUAUACCAUUUGUUUAGGAGAUGUUUGACAUUUUAUAGAUGAAUAUUUUUACAAUUUAAAGUGAUACCGAAAUCGAUAUAUCGUUAUUUCUGGUAUACUCAUAAUUUUUGGUAUAUUUUACAUAAGCAAAUUUUGGAAUAUGCGUGAAAAUUAUAUUUUCUUUUGUGGAAUAUUACUUUUCUUGUUGUUGAUAUUUUUGUUGAUAAACUGAGUUUAUAUACAUGUUAUACAGUAUAUAUAUACUAAAUACAUUAAGUAAUUUUAACUUGGGGCUACUUAUUGGAUUUGCUCAUUUUGAUCGGCUUCUUGUGUUCAUUGUUUAGAAAUCGAAUCAUGUCUUUGUAGAAUAUAAGUAUUCAGCCAACUAUAUUCUAGUCAAAUGUAUUUAAUACUGUCUCGUUAAAGUUAAGUUUGAAUAUUUUGUAAUGUUUAUAGUAUACCUGCUAAGUUAACAUAAUUGUAUAAGGUGUUUUAAAUCAUUCAUUUUAGAGUAAAACAUAUUUAUUAUAUUUUUUAAUUUAAUAUUUAUGUUAAUUUACCUUAGACAUAUUUAUUUAUGGCAGUUUUACAUGCAUAUAAAUAUAUUUUUGCUGCAAUUUGUAUAUUUAGCAGUUUUGUGAAUAAUAUAGUCUCCAAUGCUCUGUACAUGGGCCAUCCUCCUUGAUAUUCUCCAGUGCUUUCCAAAGUGUAUAUUUGGAGUGUCAAUUCAGUGUUGUGCCCCACACAAUGAUUAUAUUUUUUCAUUCUUGAUUAACGAGUCGGUGCCAGAUCAAAGUUUUCAGUGGAACAGAAGGAGUUAAGGCUCCUGAUAAAAAAUACAUUAAUACCACUGGAUGGCGCCAGGCACUGGAAAGUGGAAAUUAAUUUUACUCUUGAUUUUUGUUUUUAUUAUAUAUAUUUUUAUUUAAGUCUCUAAGGAAAUAAAUCUCAUACAUCAUUAUACGAAAAUACAUUUAUGCAAACUUAGCUUUAGACCAAAACAUAUCUUUGUCAAUUUGUAACAUCAUACCUACAUUAUACAAAAUAUAGUUAUAUUUUAAAAUUACUAGCAAAUUUCACAUGACAUGAUGAAGAUAUGGAAGUAUUAAAUAUCACGUUUCGCUAUUUAGAAGAAUUUUAUUUAAAGUUUCGAUCGAUAUACCCCGAAUAAAAUGUAGUCAUUUUAUGUAUAUAAUCUUAUGUAUUAUAAAAUCAUUUGUUUUGUUCGAAUGAUAUAAAAUAGAAUAGGCAUGUUCUGACAGAUCCGAACUACAUUCAGCGACUGCUAUUUGAUAGAAUCAGUAUUUUCGGAUGCAUUUUACUACUAUACAAAAUAUACAACAGCUUUACAAGUACUAUUUAAUCAACUUAGUAGCUACUUUUAAAAUCAGUAAUGUUUUUGCCUAAAUAUCCAAAAGUGGACAACGUAGUGAUUCUCUUUAUGAACUGUCUGUAGUUAUUAUACAAUAUGUCUAAAUUGUUGCAAAUUGAAGAUUUUGAUUACAAUCUUCAAUUUGUCUACACAUAAUAAUGUUCUAAGUUAUAACAAAAACGUAGAGUUCAGCAAGCGUUGAAAUUAAAAUUCAAGUAGUUACUGUAAUACUGUAAGCCUUUGUUUGUUUUUAAUAUGCAGAUGAUUAUUGUGCCAUUACUUGACUCAUAAUAAACUAGACAAUAAAUCAUUGAAAUAUCAA